Beta vulgaris subsp. vulgaris (sugar beet) is the source of this 3165-nucleotide messenger RNA. RefSeq lists its product as hypothetical. The transcript is spliced from 16 exons. The record is from RefSeq and is a predicted model, not a curated record. Gene Ontology annotation, biological process: protein phosphorylation. Gene Ontology annotation, molecular function: ATP binding; protein kinase activity. Lineage: Eukaryota; Viridiplantae; Streptophyta; Magnoliopsida; Caryophyllales; Amaranthaceae. Bases 189 to 2642 code for a protein of 817 amino acids.
UAGCCAUAUCACCCGCCACUCGUUGCCAUCUACCAGCGUUCGUUACCAUCUCCAAAGCAGAAGUAACUCACUUUGCCCAAACACAAGAUAAACAAAGCACUGAGUUUUUCUCCGACAUGUAAAACAUUAAACAUACCACAACAGAAUUACAAAGUCCGAUUAACACACACAUACACAACUAUUCAACAAUGGCAAUCUUAGGAUUGACAACAACGCUAUUUCCGAAGCCAUUAUCAGUAGUAGAAUGCAGCAGAAGUCAUACCAAAUUGAACUCUAAAGUGAGAAACCAGACGAAACGAGGAAGUCGUUCUAUUGGCAAUUUCGAGCAUAUGUUUGGAGCGGUGAAAAAGGAUUGGGAAUUUUUGAAGAACAAAAUCAGCAAAAGUGUUGAAUUGGUAAACGAAAAUUCACAUGUUUCUAAGAUUCUUAAGAAUGUUGAUGACACUGUUUGGCUUCGGAAUUUGGAAGACCCUAAUUCUCCACCUUCUCAGCCUAUCUCAUGGCCUCAACCUUCUUAUCCAGCACUCUCAGGGAUGGAUUUGUUAACUGCUGAUCUCCAAGCCUUGGCUGUAUAUGGCAGUUACUUUUACAGUAUGUCGAAGACCUGGUCAAGGCCACUACCUGAGAUCUAUGAUGCAGAAGUUGUCUCCAACUAUUUUAAUUGCAGGCCGCACAUAAUUGCCUUUAGACUUCUGGAGGUUUUUACUGCAUUCUCUUCCGCUGUGAUAAAGAUUCGUGCUUCAAGGAUCAGAGGGUUCAUCAACUCAAGGAGUGAUGUGGAUAAAAACACCAACUCCUCACAAUAUGAAUUCGGAAAGAUUCUUAAAGAAACAAUGCUGAACCUGGGUCCCACAUUUAUCAAAGUGGGACAGUCUCUCUCAACAAGGCCAGAUAUUAUUGGUUCUGAGAUCUCCAAGGCACUAUCUGAGCUACAUGAUCAAAUCCCUCCUUUCCCUAGAGCUAUUGCAAUGAAGAUCGUCGAGGAUGAAUUUGGUGCUCCUGUGUCAAGAAUAUUCAGUUAUAUAUCUGAUGAACCUGUUGCUGCAGCUUCUUUCGGUCAGGUUUACAAAGGAACAACAUUUGAAGGCUCUGCUGUUGCUAUCAAAGUUCAGCGACCAAAUUUACAUCAUAUAGUUGCCCGGGAUAUAUACAUCCUUCGUCUUGGGCUUGGCCUUUUGCAAAAGAUUGCCAAGAGAAGAAAUGAUAUUCGCUUGUACGGUGAUGAACUUGGAAAAGGCUUAAUCGGAGAGUUAGACUACAGAUUGGAAGCUGCAAAUGCGUCUCGAUUCUUGGAGGCUCAUUCAUCCUUUGCUUUUAUGCAUGUUCCAAAAGUGUUUCCCAAGCUCACAAGAAAAAAAGUGCUGACCAUGGAAUGGGUUGCUGGUGAAAAUCCAAAUGACUUACUCUCAGCUUCUACAGGAGGUAAGAAUAAUUGUUCUGCAUAUUCUGAGGAUGAGAAGGUUGAAGCAAAGAAACGUCUUCUUGACUUGGUGACCAAAGGAGUGGAAGCAUCACUUGUUCAGCUUCUUGAAACAGGGUUUCUGCAUGCUGAUCCACACCCUGGGAAUUUGCGUUAUACGACUACUGGACAGAUAGGGUUUCUUGAUUUUGGUCUUAUGUGUCAAAUGCAAAGGAAACAUCAGCUGGCAAUGCUUGCUUCCAUAAUACAUAUUGUAAAUGGGGACUGGGCCUCUUUGGUCCAGGCUCUAUUCGAAAUGGAUGUCAUCAUGCCUGGAACCAACAUACGUCUUGUGACAAUGGAAUUGGAAAAUGCCUUAGGAGAGGUAGAAUUCAAUGAAGGAAUACCUGAUAUCAAGUUUAGCAAGGUCCUUGGAACAAUCUUGUCUGUAGCCUUCAAAUAUCAUUUUCGCAUGCCCACAUACUAUACGCUUUUGCUGCGUUCUCUCGCUUCACUGGAAGGUUUAGCAGUUGCUGCAGAUGAAAACUUCAAGACUUUUGAAGCUGCUUACCCAUACGUUGUGCGCAAAUUGCUGACUGAUAACUCUCACGCUUCAAGGAGAAUUUUGCACUCGGUAAUAUUAAAUAAAAGGCGGGGAUUCCAAUGGCAAAGACUUGUUCUUUUCUUGAGAGUAGGUGCAGCCAGGAAACGCGUACCCAAGUUUCUGGAGUCUCCUAAUCAUGCACUGGCGAGAUCUUCAAGUGGUGUUAAUGAUAUCUUCGAUGUUGCAACUUUCGUCUUGCAGCUGUUACCUUCUAAAGAUGGUAUUGUGCUAAGAAGGCUGCUGAUGACUGCUGAUGGUACUACAUUGCUUAAAGCAUAUCUUUCAGAAGAGGCUGGCACUGUCCGCCAACAACUUUGUAGGGCAAUUGCAGAUGUACUCUACCAAUGGAUGGCUGGGUUUAUUGGACAAGAUCUCUGUGCCACUGCAUCCUGUCAUUCAUUUGCAGCCAACUGCAACUAUCGGUUACUCUUAACAGACCGUCGCCUCAAAGUGGUGUUCAAAAAGGUACUUAAUGAUGCAAGGCGAGAUUGGUUGCUAAUGCUGCGGUUUUGUUGGACAUCCAUUGUCAUGUUUGUCUUUGCUUCAGCUAUGGCUUGCCAUCAGUUAAUAAUUUCUCUCUCAGAAGCCUAUAUGAGCCGGAUAUCAUUUUCUCGUGUCCAAGUUAUGGCCAGCACCUAGAACAUAUGGGGAAAUUUGUGAGAAUCCAACUAUUGGCAGUCGUGAAGUGGCAAUUGAUGCCAAAAGAAAAGGCGAUAUUAAAGCUGAUAUUUGAUCUGCAACAUGGACUCUCUUGGUUUAUACUAACUUAAGUUCUAGUUUGAAGCCUGCAAUGUGCUCUUUGUGUCAGAUUACCUAUCUUAUUGUUGGCAGUAUCCCAAACUGAUCCUGUCCCUCUCUCUAUGGCACAAAACAGAGCUCCCAUCCUGCACAAUGCAAUCUUUGAAGAGAGUCAUUUCCAGUCAGCAGUAUAUGUACCCGAGUUACUUCUGCCCUAUUAGAAGUGAGAGAUCCGAAAAUGUAAGGUUAUACAAGUUGGAUAAGCCCAAAUGUACUGAGCUGCUUGUUACAAGGUUAAAUGCCUAAACAAGUCCUAUACUCCUAUUACUGGCUGAACUCCGUAAUAUUUAAGCAUGUAAUCUAGGUACUUCCAUUGCCUUUUAUGGUAUUUUCUGCCUUCCAAAUGAUUCAUCGUUUUUCAUCA